Messenger RNA from Nanorana parkeri, 309 nucleotides. Its product is annotated as temporin-H-like. Lineage: Eukaryota; Metazoa; Chordata; Amphibia; Anura; Dicroglossidae. The transcript is spliced from 2 exons. The record is from RefSeq and is a predicted model, not a curated record. Bases 61 to 309 code for a protein of 82 amino acids.
UCAUUAGAUCUCAUUCACCUCACUGAGUCACAGUUUUCAUUUUGUCUUCUUUUUCUUUCCAUGAAUACAAAUCAUCGACAGAGACCAAAGAUGUUCACCUUGAAGAAGUCCCUGUUCCUGGUUUUCUUUCUGGGGAUGAUCUCCUUAUCUCUCUGCAGGCAUGAGAGCUCCGCCCAUGAAGAGUCCAGCAAUGAUCCCACAGAGGAGGAAAAUGCAGCCGGAAAUGAGGAAAGCGUAGAGAAAAGAGGCUGGGCCAGUACACUAAAGAACGUUGCUGGUGGAUUGUGUAAAAUUACUGGGGCUGCUUGA